CUGCUCUCUUCUUUCUAGGCCACCGAGGAUCCGUGGAAUGAGAUUGAUGGCACUUGAAAGUGGAUCACUGUUUAGUAUUGGACCGGUCUAGCUCCCCCCCGCCCCCCUCUUUCUCCUGCCUAUUAUUAGCCACGGAGGCCGAGUGCGUGGAGGUGGACCCGUCCACAUGACGGUCACGGUUGCAGCUCCGUGCGGUACCGGAAGGCGUGAUCGAGGAGUGAGUGAGUGAGUGAGUGAGCUCGGCGUCCUCGGCAGUUGGAAUUAUUUCGAGUCCUUACAUGUGAUCCAACCGAACCAGACUGUUUUUGAAGCUUUGACCACUUCGCCCACGAAGAUGAGGUUAAACGGGGGUUGUCGCCAGGUGCAAAGCCGCAUCCGAUGGAGUCGUGCUUUGUGUCUCGUCCCUCGACCAACCCCAUGCGGCACUUCCUCGCCUUACGGUCGCAUUUGACAGAUUCUGAUAUGGACUAUGAGAGGCCGAACGUUGAAACCAUCAAGUGUGUGGUGGUCGGAGACAAUGCGGUGGGAAAGACCCGCCUUAUCUGCGCCAGGGCCUGCAACGCCACACUCACUCAAUACCAGUUACUGGCGACACAUGUGCCCACAGUCUGGGCUAUAGACCAAUACAGAGUCUGCCAGGAGGUUUUGGAGCGCUCCAGAGAUGUCGUAGAUGAUGUCAGCGUUUCCCUCCGUCUCUGGGAUACUUUCGGAGACCACCACAAGGACAGACGAUUUGCAUACGGCAGGUCCGAUGUGGUGGUCCUGUGCUUUUCCAUCGCCAACCCGAACUCCCUGUAUCACGUGAAGACCAUGUGGUAUCCCGAGAUUAAACACUUCUGCCCCCGUGCGCCCGUCAUCUUGGUGGGCUGUCAGCUGGACCUACGUUACGCAGACCUGGAAGCGGUGAACAGGGCGCGGAGGCCUUUGGCGAGACCCAUUAAAUCCAAUGAGAUACUGCCCCCAGAGAGAGGCCGGGAGGUGGCCAAAGAAUUGGGAGUGCCGUAUUACGAAACCAGCGUCGUCGCUCAGUUUGGAGUCAAGGACGUCUUUGACAACGCCAUCCGAGCUGCGCUCAUCUCCCGCCGCCACCUCCAGUUUUGGAAGUCCCAUCUCCGAAACGUGCAGCGGCCGCUUCUGCAGGCGCCGUUCCUGCCGCCGAAACCCCCGCCGCCGAUCAUCACUGUGCCGCCGCCACCGACGACAGCGGAAGAGCACCCGGUGGGUCUUCUGGAGGACCCCCACUGUGCCGAUGUCAUCCUGGUGCUGCAGGAGCGGCAAAAGAUCUUUGCGCACAAGAUAUACUUGGCGACAUCCUCCUCAAAGUUCUACGACCUCUUCAUUAUGGAAAGGCAAAACGAGGAGAGCGAACGUCCCUCACGCGGUCCCCUCUCGGGCCGAGAGCUGCUGAUGCGCGCCGCCAGCUUCGACGUGUGCGAGAGCAGCGACGAAGGAGACCGGGCCAACCUGCGAGCCUGCACCAGCGACGGAACUCUGAAAGACUCGGAGGGAGGCCGUCGAGGACGCUUGCUUUCCUCGUGGAGCCGAGCGUUCGUCAGCAUCCGCGAGGAGCUCGUGGACGACCCCGUCACGUACAGCCCCAGGCCCAUGACCGUAGUACACAUGGACCAGUCCAUGCAGCCGGGACCCUUUCGGGCAGUGCUUCGCUACCUGUACACGGGCCAGCUGGACGAGAACGAGAAGGAGCUCAUGCACGUUGCGCACAUCGCCGAGCUGCUGGAGGUGUUCGAUCUGCGCAUGAUGGUGGCAAACAUACUCAACAACGAAGCCUUCAUGAACCAAGAAAUCACCAAAGCCUUCCAUGUACGCCGAACAAACCGGGUCAAAGAGUGCUUGGCUAAAGGAACCUUCUCUGAUGUCAUUUUCAAGUUGGACGAUGGAACCAUCAUGGCCCACAAGCCUCUGCUCAUCUCAAGUUGUGACUGGAUGGCAGCGAUGUUUGGUGGACCUUUUGUGGAGAGUUGCACAAAAGAGGUGCUGUUUCCCAACACCACUCGCAGCUGUAUGAGGGCCGUGCUGGAAUAUCUUUACACGGGCCGCUUCUGUUCUCGCACGGACUUGGAUGCCAUGGAGCUCAUUGUUCUUGCCAAUCGUCUCUGCCUCCCCCACUUGGUUGCACUUACAGAACUCUACACAGUCACGGUGCUGACGGAGGCAGCGAUGAUGGGAGCCGACAUUGAUGGCGAAGUUUUGGUGUAUCUGGACAUGGCCCAGUUCCACGGUGCCCAGCAGCUGACCGGCUGGUGUCUUCACCACAUCUGCACCAACUACAACAGCGUUUGCCGCAAGUUCCCCCGAGACAUGAAGGCUAAGUCUGCAGACAACCAAGAUUACUUUGAGAAGCAUCGCUGGCCACCAGUGUGGUUCCUGAAAGAGGACGACCACUACCAAAGAGCUCGGAAGGAGCGCGACAAAGAGGACUACCUUUACCAGAGGCGCCAGUGUAAACGCAAGUGGCUUUUCUGGAACCUUCCUUCAUCCCCCAACUCAAACUCUUCUUCUUCUGGUUCAUCCGCUGUCAUCUGAGCCAAGCGGUAAGACUAUGCCUACGUGAAGACGAACAACUAAUUAUCGCCUGCUGCCGCACAGGUUUUUCCUCGUGUUUGUUUGCGUUCCAAUAUUCACUUUUCCAAUAUCGGCUUAACGUGUCCUUUUUCUUCAUCCAGUGAAAGGAUUUCUUGGUGCCCACAGGACUGUAGUGUCAAUCACC
Messenger RNA from Hippocampus zosterae (dwarf seahorse), 2728 nucleotides. Its product is annotated as rho-related BTB domain-containing protein 2-like. Lineage: Eukaryota; Metazoa; Chordata; Actinopteri; Syngnathiformes; Syngnathidae. The transcript has 10 exons. The record is from RefSeq and is a predicted model, not a curated record. The coding region runs from base 379 to 2544 and encodes 721 amino acids. Gene Ontology annotation, biological process: small GTPase-mediated signal transduction. Gene Ontology annotation, molecular function: protein binding; GTPase activity; GTP binding.